Molecule: messenger RNA, 1380 nt
Organism: Alternaria postmessia
Lineage: Eukaryota; Fungi; Ascomycota; Dothideomycetes; Pleosporales; Pleosporaceae
Exons: 3
Coding region: 1-1380 (459 amino acids)
Biological process (GO): transmembrane transport
Cellular component (GO): fungal-type vacuole membrane
Molecular function (GO): transmembrane transporter activity
Source: RefSeq, a predicted model, not a curated record
AUGACAAGCAACGGGAGUGGCGACGACAUAUCUCUUCGCGAGCCACAGCAGUUGAAUACAGGCGAGCAAGAACUGAAUACCGGCGAUAAUGCUGAGCAGAACGUGAGACAGAGAAGUCUGGACAGGAACAGAGUGUUCGCUCUUGUAGGUUCUGCGUUAUCGCAGCUACCGAUAUGGGGCUUCGCCAUGAGCUAUGGCGUUCUUCAAGAAUAUUACUUCGAUAAUUGGACACUGGAAGGUGAUCGCAAACUUACCGGUAUCAUCGGCACGACAUCCAACGGCGUCAUGUACCUGUCCAUGCCUUUAUUGUUUGCUUUGUUCACCAAACGCUGGGCCCGUUAUCGCCAGAGCGCAGCUAUCUUGGGUGCUCUACUCGCAUGCACCGCCUUUAUCUUAUCGUCAUUUAGUAGACAUGUUUGGCAUCUCGUCGCGACACAGGGAGUACUAGCAGCAUUGGGUUGCGCACUCGUCUAUAGCCCGACUACACUAUCCCUCGGCGAAUGGUUUAACACUCAGAAUCGAAUUUGCAAUCGAGCUGUAGCCUACGGCAUCUGUCUUUCCACGAAAAACAUUGUAGGAUCAGUUUGUCCGUUUAUCUUCCGAGGACUCCUCGAUCGCUACGGUUUUCGAACUACCUUGAUUGUAUGGGCCGCUAUCACAUUCGGAACUGCCGUUCUUUCCGUUUCAAUGAUAAAGCCACCGCGUUCGAGCCUCGACACAAGCACUACUCGUGGGCGCAAAAUUCCCUGGCACUUCCUCAAACAUCAGACUUUCUGGGUCUAUAGUAUCGCAACUCUGCUGCAGAGCGCUGGUUACGGUAUUCCGCAAACUUACAUCAGCGAGUAUGCACGCAACGUCUCCCACCUGUCCCACACCUUCUCAGCACUCCUCAUCACUCUGAUCAAUAUACCCGGCAUCUGCUCCUCCACCUUCUUUGGCUUUUUGAGCGACAACAAAUACUUCCACCUCUCUGCCCCGACUGUUACCGUAAUGUCUGCAGUCAGCUCUGCUCUGUCUGCAUUUCUGUUCUGGGGAUUAGCCGCGCAAGGGGGCAUACCGUUACUAGUGUUGUUUGCCAUCACCUUUGGCUUCUUCGCUAGUGGUUACAGCGCAACCUGGGGAGGAGUCAUAAACGACAUAGAGAACGACGCAGCGCGAAGGAACGAAGCCGUGGAUAGUGGGGUGCUGUACGGUUUACUCAAUGGUGCCAGGGGUAUCGGAUACGUAGCGGGUGGGCUUGUCAGUGUGCCUCUCAUCCAGGCUGGAAGUACGACGUCGGUAGGACGCUUGGGAUAUGGGACGACUUACGGCCCCCUUAUCAUAUUCACCGGUCUUUCAUUGUCUUUUGGUGGUCUAGGACUGGCCUUUCGGCGAAAGUAA